GGACGGUAGACCGGGUCGUCGCAUUCAUCGUUUAUUGAAUUGCUUCUAGUUUCAUUAAGGUAGCUCGAGACUCCAUGAUCCCACUUGCCGAGCCCUUCAACAUAAGCACUUGUAGGUGGUGAGCGGGCCCCCUUUCGGGGAAGUUCGAUCCGCCUAGCAGGGCCGUCAGCCCAAUGAGGAUCGUUAGCGCCAGUGCAUCUGCCGCGCGCGGUGCAUCGGAUUAGCGAAAUAAGAGCAGCUUUAAAAUUGGGCGGUGAUAGUGUGCUUGCCAAGUGGCUGUGUUGGCGUCAGUGUUCAAAGGAGCAGGACGGUUGAGUAUUGGCAUUGGGUGCGGUCAGCGCUAGGAGCUGGGCACGACGUCAUGGAAUCUAUGGUUAUUGGAUUUGUGCAAGUUGGUGUAUGAAAGUGGGUUUGUUUUCUUGUAACUGUAAUUAUGCUGGAAUUAUAUUUGUAGACGGUUUGGUUGGAGACCUGGUUAGUUGUGUUUUCUGCGUCUAUCAAUAGAGCUGACGCGUACGUUAUAGAGCCACGAGCAUCCGCCUUGAACACCCACAAAGAUUGCACACAGCAAUUUAUCUAUAAUAGUCGCAAUUUAGUAUUCAGUAACUGUUCAAGAUAUUUCAAAUAUUUUUCUAUUCCAAAUUUGGGCCGUUUAAGUGGUUGCCGUAUCAUAUCGCUUUCAUACCCUAUACAGCCUUGGUGACAAGAUUCAGUUUACAACAGAUCUGGCGCGUCGCUGGCAUGGGUAACAAAAGCGCGGGGCAAGGCCGAGAACCCCUUGGGGCCAGGAGAUACUGCACUACCUGGUUAUUCCCCGAGGGGCUGAAGCAAAAGAAAGUUUUGAGCUUUCAUGCCCAGAGAGUAUGACUCCUCCGUACAAAGUAUUGUGAGUGGGGGUGAGUGGGUGGUAGCGGCCGCCGUAGCCGUCCGCCAUAAAAAAAAAUUAUCCUGUAUGGACAGCCGUGCCAGCUGGCUGUGUCACCAGCUGGUGGCAGUGCCAGACCACGGCCACCACCGCUUUAAAACGACAGCCUGCUCCCACCACCCAUCUUCAUGACUCUCCGCUCUUUGGUAGCAGGAGCACAAGCCAGGUCACACGCCCGGUAAGCGGCCCAUCUCGAAUCUGUCGUAUCUGCCGAUAGGCCUCUCUCGGGGCAGGCGGCGCAGGGCAGCACUCUCCAUGAUGCUUUAAAGUGACCUACCUGGAUGUAUGAUUACUGCCAUAAAUGCGCUGUCGGUUUUAUUACACAGCGCUGUUGAGUCACAUCUUAGCGCACUUUUCCCACGUAUGCCACUGCCCAUUGACCAAUUACAGGGGCCUGCUCUCGCCGACGGGCCCUCUCAAGUGAUCCCCACGGUGGGGCGCCGCUGGCCAACCACAGGCACAAACACCCACACCCUGGACAAAUCUAGGGCUUCUGAUUUGCUGGUUUCGCGGCCAUCAACGCCUGGCGCUAAACCCUUUUGAGCACGCCGAAAAGGCCCAGUCAGCCCGCGCUGCGCCUUCUGCUUCACUUCACGAACUGAAAUACUGGCCAUGACUCCUCCGGUCUACAGCCUGAGGUUCUCUUCUUCUUUCUCUUUCUCCUCUUACGCCUAGAUUAACGUUGCCGACUAACAAAGCUCUCACGCACCAGGAACCUAGUUCCUCCUGCCAAUCAAGGAAUUCCUGCCUCCUAGCGCAAUCUGCUAUCCUGUCUCUCUUUCAGGAUACCACCCACUGAAGCUUGUACGCUGACGUGGUGCGCCGCUCUUCAUAGCAAAUCAACCAACAAAAACACCAAUUGCCCAAUCCGCCAACUACCAAUACGCCAUAUUCUACGACAAAGUCUCUAAAGGCUUCUUUGUGCAAAUUCAAAGUUUCACCGUGGAUUCAUACUUCUCUACCAUCUCACACUCUACCACGCCAACUAUCAUGUCGCGGUCUACUACCACUACCUCUACUCUCCCCCAGGGGUUCUCCGUCUUCCAGCCCUCGCUAGGCGCUCAGCUCCAGUUCUUCCCCGCCAUGGGAUCACAGGAGCUCGAUGACCUUGUCAACGCCUACGUUCCUGGUGCUGCCUCGGUGCAGGAGAAGCGAGCUAGCAUUGCUCUCGACUUCUUCGAGCACACUCAGAUCACCGGACAGUCGUUCAAGUUCUACCCCGUCUUCGCUGCCCCCUCCGCCACUCCCUCUCCUUCCACCUCCGCCGCCUCUUCCUUCAACGUCUCCCCAGUCAACCAGACAUGGGACUGGAGCCAACCCUCGCGAGCGGGUUCAGUGUCUUCGCAUACCUCCACAAACCGUGUGAGCAAGGCAAGCGCUUCUCGCCAGCGUGCUACUGACUUCAAUGUCCUGCCUGGUAUGAAGAUCAUGACCAAGGAUGGCCGUGAUGUGACAAACUCGGCGUCUCGAGGAUCAAAGACCAAGGAGCAGCGCGACCACGCACACCUGAUGCGCAUCAUCAAGGCUUGCGACAGCUGCCGGAAGAAGAAGAUUCGAUGUGACCCCAGCCACAAGAAGCGUGGAGGUUCACAGGUUGCUACUACUGCUGCUCCCGCAAAGGUUAGCAAGGCCAUGUCCUCGCCACCAAGACCACAACCAUCACCACCACAAUCGAUAUCACCGCCAGUUUCUUUAGAAGAAUUUACCUUGGAUGCGACAACCUUUGACCUAGACACCAACUUCGACUUCGAUCUGUCUGCAUUGGAGCCUUCGGCCGAUCUUUGGGACCAGUUUGUCCAGUUCCCUGCUGCCGACGAUUAUGGAGACUACAACCUCUUUACGGACCUAGAUGGCUCCCUGUCCUCUCAGUCCUCGGUUCCAUCCUCUUCCUCUCGCAGUAGCAGUAGCAGCGGCUCAGGCUCAGUUUCACCCUCGCUCCCCAAUGCACCUCAUGGCCCAAUUGCAGCACCGAUCACCCUUUCUCAGUUGGAUACCGAGGUUUACAACGACUACACCGACUUCAACCUGUACUCGCCUGGCUCAACAUUCUCUGAAGAUGAACGUAUGCUCGAUAUUGGAUCGUCGUCAAGCGGCCAAUCCAGCGUUAGCCAAUCUCCUCGUGAGGACAUGAACUAUGGAACCGAUGUCGGCGGAACCGCCGGCGUUCUCCGUGCUUCUUUGGAAACCGUUGCCGAUGGCGUUGGCUUGGGACAGAAUCACGACCGUCCGGCGGCCUUCAAUGCUGCCACUGAAUCCAACAUCGCCUCUGCCGCCAACUACCACUCAUCUGCCGCCUUCGAUGGUCUUAGCUUCACUACCAACUCUUCUGGCCAACUAAUCAUUUGUUGUCCACCUGGCACGGUUGCCGUUGCCAACGGCGCCACUGCUCAUGGCCUCAACAACAACGUCGCUUCUUCCGCAGUUGCAGCUUCGUCUGUACACACCGCAGAUAUGAUACCGGACCUUAACGAUCUGCUUGCCUCGCCCACCAUCAUUGACGUCGGCGCAGGCGGCAGCGGCCUAGAAGGCCCUCUGUCUGAUGCCACCUCUGUCAAAGCAAGCCGCCGUACUGUGUCUAGGCGUGGUGAAGGAGACACUCCCCAGGCUACCGUCCUCUCAAGCCGCGAUGCUGGUACUGUAUACUACGCUACCGCAUCGUACACCGCAGAGCCACAGCUUGUUCAAUCUUCUGCUGAUGGCGUUAAUGCUGCAGUCUCGGUCUUGGCCGCGACCGGCACCGCUGCUGUUACGCCUAGUCAGGCCCUUGCUCGCGAUACUGGCGUUGGUCGCCCUGACCGCGACAGUAAUGCCCAAUAUGGUCUGCAACAGGUCUCUCCCGUGUCAGACGUAAUCGCCACAGGUGAUCGUGGCGGCGUUGGCCGUACUGAUCUUGAUGAUCGUCACCUUGAUGUUGCUGCUGCUAUGGCAGCUGAACGCGAUGGCGUCGGUCGCAUUGACUAUGUUGAUCGUCAACCUACCGUUGUUUCUGCCGCUGCAGGUGAAUCAUCUGCCGGCGCAAGCAACGACUACACUCUUGCCAAGCCAACUCAACCCGCUCUUGGUCAACAAGAUAUUGCCUCGGCGAUGUCAUUCAUCGCCAGCCAGACGAUUGUUGCUGUCAUGCUCUGCCAUACCGUCGCGUCUCUCCAAGCCGGAGUCUCGUCAUCUGUACGGCCAGUGCUCCCCGCAAGCGGGCUACACGGCUGCCAAGAACAAGAGACGCAAUCCAAUGAUCUCGUGUUGGCCAGACCCAUCGCUGUGGUUUAGUCCGUCACGCUGCAUGGCGCUGCACUACCUGUAGCUGUACCUGCCGUGGCGACGGUUGCCACAGUUGCUGCUUCUGUUCUUUUUUCUUUACACUGUUUAGCGUUUUCGUUUCCACUUUGCAACAUUUUCACUCGUCUAUACCCUCCUAGACUGGUUUCUUUAGCGUCGAGCGUUGACGCAUUACUUGUACUACUACACUACAUCUAUUUCUUAUAGUUGGCUUGGGAAUUCCCCACAGUGCUGGGAAUCGGAAUAAAAAGUUCGCGGCGUAAAUCCGCAUGAUUCUUAAUAUUUUAUCACUG
Messenger RNA from [Torrubiella] hemipterigena, 4494 nucleotides. The record is from the annotation of a GenBank genome assembly. NCBI's taxonomy places the organism in Eukaryota, Fungi, Ascomycota, Sordariomycetes, Hypocreales, Clavicipitaceae.